AUGCUACCAGGCUCCAGUAUAUUGGGGCACGAGAGGCCCCUGGUCAUCAGGAUAUCAUUCACAACCUGCGUUCUGACUACUGUGUGCCUGCCACUGCUCGGACUCAUAACUUGUGUCUUCAUAUCCUCUGUUUUUCAUUUUGAGGACUCCACUGGUACACAUUGCCAGGUUCCUAACUACCUGCCAUCUAUCAGUGCCUCAAUAAGCCUGAGUCCUGAGUGCCACAUAUGGCGGUUCUGCAUCGGACUGCACUCAGCGCCGAGGUUCCUGGUGGCGUUUACCUACUUCAAAUUCUACAAAACCCGUUUUGCCUCGAAGUUCCCUGAGAGCUCACUCAGCUGCUUGAACCUGGCCUUCUCUAUUUCGGAAAACCUCGGCCUCUUGCUCCUCACAUACGUAUCCUCCACCGAGACAUACUUCGUACAUAAGGAAGGCUUUGUCCUGUUCAUUGUCAGCUCCCUUAUCUACAUGCUGACAACCUGCCGUUUGUGGAAGGCUAUUAAGAAGUACUCACUGAGUCCUGAGGAUGCCAAGUCUUACCGCUGGAAAGUACGCUUGUUACUUCUUAACGUAUCCUUCUGUGCUUUUGCCGGAUUCUUUUAUUGGAAACACAACAUGUACUGUGAAUCAGGGAGUUAUACAUUUUUUGCCCUGUUUGAGUAUCUCGUCGUCUUCUCCAACAUGGCCUUCCAUCUCACGGCUAUGUGGGACUUUAAGAGCAGGGAGGUCAUGGUCAUUUCGUCCUCUGAUGAUAAAAACUUCUGA
This is a messenger RNA of Xiphias gladius (swordfish), 765 nucleotides long. RefSeq names its product post-GPI attachment to proteins factor 2-like. The record is from RefSeq and is a predicted model, not a curated record. Bases 1 to 765 code for a protein of 254 amino acids. Lineage: Eukaryota; Metazoa; Chordata; Actinopteri; Istiophoriformes; Xiphiidae. Gene Ontology annotation, cellular component: endoplasmic reticulum membrane; Golgi membrane. Gene Ontology annotation, biological process: GPI anchor biosynthetic process. The transcript has 5 exons.